Molecule: messenger RNA, 1620 nt
Organism: Alternaria novae-zelandiae
Lineage: Eukaryota; Fungi; Ascomycota; Dothideomycetes; Pleosporales; Pleosporaceae
Exons: 4
Coding region: 1-1620 (539 amino acids)
Biological process (GO): carbohydrate transport; transmembrane transport
Cellular component (GO): membrane
Molecular function (GO): carbohydrate:proton symporter activity
Source: RefSeq, a predicted model, not a curated record
AUGGGUUGCUUCAACACUCAUGCAUCUGGUACUCUGGACCCGCCAGAGGUCCGCAACUGGCGGAUCCACCUCAUCGCACUCAUCGCCUCGAUGUCUGCGCUAGCUAUGGGUUACGAUACAGCCGUUAUUGGCGGGACUAUGGCCCUCGAGUCCUUCAUUCGUGACUUUGGCAUGAACGACAUCGCAAAGAGCAAUCGCGACACAAUACAAGGCAACAUCGUUUCUACUUUCCAGGCGGGAUGCUUCUUCGGAGCGCUUAUCGCUUUCCCCUUUGCGGAACGCAUUGGUCGAAAAAAGACUAUGAUAUUUGCGUCCGCAGUAUUCCUGCUUGGCGGCACACUCAUGACUGCCUCUCAAGGUAGUCUCAACAUGAUCUAUGGUGGUCGUGCCGUAGCAGGUCUAGGCAUUGGCGCCUCAAGUAUGGUCGUGCCUGUUUACAUCUCUGAAACAGCUCCACCUUCCAUCCGUGGCAGGUUGGUCGGUAUUUUCGAAAUCGCUUCGCAAGGUGGAGGUAUGCUGGGCUUCUGGAUCAACUAUGCUUGUGAUCAGACCAUUAGCGUCGAAGGCCAGACGCAAUGGAUCGUUCCCCUUGCGAUCCAGCUCAUCCCUGGUCUGCUCUUGCUUCUCGGUGUCGCAUGGUGCCCUGAGUCACCUCGAUACCUCGCAAAGAAGGACAACUUCGAAGGCGCAGAACGCAUCUUGUGUAAGAUUAGGUGCCUCGACGAGUCACAUGCGUACAUCCAGCACGAGAUGAGCGAGAUCCGCGCGCAAGUCGAACGGCGUAGCGCCAAUCGACAGAGUAAGAAGCAACAGUUCAUGAAGCUAUUUCAGAAGGGUGUGCGUAACCGCAUGGCCAUUGGUCUUGCGCUCAUGUUCCUGCAGUCCUUCACUGGUGUCAACAUCAUCACUUACUAUGCACCUCGCAUCUUCGAAACACUUGGUAUCUCUGGAACGUCGCUGAAGCUCUUCUCCACUGGGUUCUACGGUAUCGCAAAGACACUCGGCAUGUUUACCUUCACCUUCAUCGUUGUCGAGAAGGUUGGUCGUCGCAAGGGCCUUAUCUGGGGAGCUGCGCUCGGUUGCAUACCCAUGUGGUACAUCGGCGGUUAUGUCAUGAAGGCUGAUCCAGCUGGAGCUGCUCUGAGAGGCGAUGUCACACGCAACGGCUGGGGCUACCUUGCUAUGGUCUGCGUUUACAUCAACGCCUUCAUCAUCUGCGCUACGUGGCAGGGGAUCACGUGGACUUACGCUUCCGAGAUCUUCCCACUCGACAUCCGUAUGCUGUGCGUUUCGCUCACGACUGCGGAUACUUGGCUGGGUUCCUUCAUCAUUGCCCGCAGUACCCCAUACAUGAUCUCAGAUCUAGGUUAUGGGGCUUACUUCUUCUUCGCCACUAUCUUAGUCGCAAUGGGUAUCUGGAGUUUCUUCUUCGUACCCGAGACAAAAGGUAUCAGUCUUGAAGAGAUGGACGCCCUCUUCCUAAGGCCGAUGCACCAAGCUGUUUGGGCGCAGCUUCGCGGCAAGCCGAUUUUGACCGAGGAAGAAGUCGUUGCAAGGAAUAAGGGUAUGGAACAUGAGAAGGAUAUUGGUGUUGAGACAAUCGAAACAGUAAAGAGAUGA